UACACGACCAGCACUGUUCCUCAGCUGCUGGUUCAUCUCAGGGCAGCAGACAAGUCUAUCUCUUUCGGUGGUUGUGUAGCUCAGAUGUUCGUCUCUCUAGGGUUGGCAUCUACAGAAUGCAUUCUGUUAGGGGUGAUGGCAUUUGACCGCUACGCAGCUGUCUGCAGGCCCCUGCACUACACAGUGAUCAUGCACCCCCGUCUGUGCGCCCUGAUGGCUUCUGCAUCGUGGUUCCUUGGUUUUGUCAACUCCUCAUUGCACACAGUGCUCACCUUCCUUGUACCACUCUGUGGGAGAAAUAAAAUAGACCACUUCUUUUGUGAGGUCCCCCCACUGCUCAAGCUUGCCUGUGUCGACACCACUGUGAAUGAGUCUGAGCUCUUUGUCAGCGUGAUCAUUCUCCUCAUACCUGUGGCAUUAAUCACAUUCUCCUAUGGUCGGAUUGUCAAGACAGUGUUAAGAAUAAAGUCAGCUUCAGGGAAGAGGAAAGCUUUUGGGACAUGUGGGUCCCACUUCACAGUGGUCUCCCUGUUCUAUGGCACAGGCAUCUACAUUUACCUCCAGCCCAGCAACAACUACUCCCAGGAUCAGGGCAAGUUCGUUUCUCUCUUCUACACCAUCGUCACCCCCAUGGUCAACCCCUUUAUAUAUACCCUUCGGAACAAGGAUGUGACUGGAGCAAUGAAGAAGGUGCUUUGUAGGGGCUAUGACUCCAGAUGA
Herpailurus yagouaroundi (jaguarundi) is the source of this 720-nucleotide messenger RNA. RefSeq names its product putative olfactory receptor 2B8. Gene Ontology annotation, cellular component: membrane. Gene Ontology annotation, biological process: G protein-coupled receptor signaling pathway. The transcript has a single exon. NCBI's taxonomy places the organism in Eukaryota, Metazoa, Chordata, Mammalia, Carnivora, Felidae. The record is from RefSeq and is a predicted model, not a curated record. Gene Ontology annotation, molecular function: olfactory receptor activity; G protein-coupled receptor activity. The annotation marks the transcript as partial.